UCAUCACGUCUUCUUGGGUCGUUACUGGUGCACCGGUGAUCUCGAUGUUGUUACGCCGACUGUACUGCCCCAGAGUCUGGACCCUCUCCCGCAGCUCGAUUACAGAGUUGCUCAUCUCUCCGUGUUAAGCAUUUUUUUGUUUUCCUUUUUCAAAGAGACUGGUUUUCUACUUGCUGUACAUUUCCAAUGAAUUCAUUACUCUGAUCCAUCUUAUCAGAUAUAAACUGUAAUGAAUCGGUCAAGCUCCCCAUUUCAUCGCGGACACAAAAUUCUGCAAAUACUUCUUUUUUGAAGUCGCACAAAACUUUUUUUGAGGUAUUCUUAGGUUAUAUUCGUAUCUAUGAUCGUAGAUGCUUCACUUCUGCAAUCCUUGCGUUUCCAGUCUCGGGAGGAUCUAGAUUUUCUACCUUCUUCUUUUACGCUUUCAAAAUUGAAUUCUUCUAUAAUUAUAACUGAUUUAUCGAGGUCUAACAAACAGCACUGGUUAUCUCUAUUCUAUUUAUUCAUAGAAGUUUAACAGAGGAGAGAUUACGUACGUAACAUUGUGUAUCUCUACCAGCUGAUAAAAUAGAAGCCAUAUGUUUCAAGUGGUUGUUGUUGUAGUCAAACUUUGUCAGUUACAAUAAUGUCAUCCGCGAGUGUGGAAUUUUGGAAGCUGGGAAAGAAGAUAGUCGGAGCUGGUUUCAAUUACAAACUUAUAUGUGCUGACAGAAACAUUCCACUUCCAACAAAACCAGUAAUUUUUAUGAAACCUACAACUGCUUAUAUUACUCAAGGACAAAAUAUUCAGAUACCUAAGGAGCUUGAAGUAAACGAAGACGUCGAGCUGGGUGUUGUAAUUGGGAAAAAUUGCAAGAACGUAAAGCCUUCAGAAGGGCUAGAAUAUGUUACGGGAUACUGCCUUGCUCUAGACCUCACUGCGACCAACUUUAUGAACGAAGCGAGAAAGAAAGGUCUGCCCUGGGACCUCUGUAAAGGGUUUGACACCGCAUGCCCUGUGGGCAGCUUCAUCCCCAAGCAGAAGAUCCCGGACCCCAGUAACGUGCGGUUGUGGUGUCGCCUAAAUGGGGAGAUGAAGACUGACGCCAACACCUCGGACAUGAUAUUCUCUGUGGGGGAGUUGAUCAGCUAUAUCUCCCAGUACAUGACCUUGGAGCCCUACGACCUUAUCCUGACAGGAUCCUCCCGCGGCAACUGCCAGAUACACCCCGGGGAUGUCCUGGAGGGUGGACUGGAGGAACUUGUCACUUUCAAGUUUUCUGUCGCGGCCGCCAGCUGAACAUCACAAAAUAUCUAAAACCUAUAUUCUGUGAAAAGUUAUAUGAUUUUCGAUGUGUUUUAAACAUCUUUAACUCGAAUAUAAACAAACUAGUUUCAUAAAUUUAUAAUCUUAUCGUGUUUCUUAUUACGAUGUGGUGAAAAUAUAAUUCUGUUGGCCUAGUGUUAUCUAAAAUACAAUAGUAAAUGCUUUAGUUUGCAGUCUGAA
Messenger RNA from Homalodisca vitripennis (glassy-winged sharpshooter), 1486 nucleotides. RefSeq names its product acylpyruvase FAHD1, mitochondrial-like. The transcript has 4 exons. Lineage: Eukaryota; Metazoa; Arthropoda; Insecta; Hemiptera; Cicadellidae. The record is from RefSeq and is a predicted model, not a curated record. Gene Ontology annotation, molecular function: acetylpyruvate hydrolase activity. Gene Ontology annotation, cellular component: mitochondrion. The coding region runs from base 626 to 1279 and encodes 217 amino acids.